CCCCCCCCACCCCCCCCCCCCCCCACCCCCCCCCCCCCCCACCCCCCCCCCCCCCCACCCCCCCCCCCCCCCACCCCCCCCCCCCCCCACCCCCCCCCCCCCCCACCCCCCCCCCCCCCCACCCCCCCCCCCCCCCACCCCCCCCCCCCCCCACCCCCCCCCCCCCCCACCCCCCCCCCCCCCCACCCCCCCCCCCCCCCACCCCCCCCCCCCCCCACCCCCCCCCCCCCCCACCCCCCCCCCCCCCCACCCCCCCCCCCCCCCACCCCCCCCCCCCCCCACCCCCCCCCCCCCCCACCCCCCCCCCCCCCCACCCCCCCCCCCCCCCACCCCCCCCCCCCCCCACCCCCCCCCCCCCCCACCCCCCCCCCCCCCCACCCCCCCCCCCCCCCACCCCCCCCCCCCCCCACCCCCCCCCCCCCCCACCCCCCCCCCCCCCCACCCCCCCCCCCCCCCACCCCCCCCCCCCCCCACCCCCCCCCCCCCCCACCCCCCCCCCCCCCCACCCCCCCCCCCCCCCACCCCCCCCCCCCCCCACCCCCCCCCCCCCCCACCCCCCCCCCCCCCCACCCCCCCCCCCCCCCACCCCCCCCCCCCCCCACCCCCCCCCCCCCCCACCCCCCCCCCCCCCCACCCCCCCCCCCCCCCACCCCCCCCCCCCCCCACCCCCCCCCCCCCCCACCCCCCCCCCCCCCCACCCCCCCCCCCCCCCACCCCCCCCCCCCCCCACCCCCCCCCCCCCCCACCCCCCCCCCCCCCCACCCCCCCCCCCCCCCACCCCCCCCCCCCCCCACCCCCCCCCCCCCCCACCCCCCCCCCCCCCCACCCCCCCCCCCCCCCACCCCCCCCCCCCCCCACCCCCCCCCCCCCCCACCCCCCCCCCCCCCCACCCCCCCCCCCCCCCACCCCCCCCCCCCCCCACCCCCCCCCCCCCCCACCCCCCCCCCCCCCCACCCCCCCCCCCCCCCACCCCCCCCCCCCCCCACCCCCCCCCCCCCCCACCCCCCCCCCCCCCCACCCCCCCCCCCCCCCACCCCCCCCCCCCCCCACCCCCCCCCCCCCCCACCCCCCCCCCCCCCCACCCCCCCCCCCCCCCACCCCCCCCCCCCCCCACCCCCCCCCCCCCCCACCCCCCCCCCCCCCCACCCCCCCCCCCCCCCACCCCCCCCCCCCCCCACCCCCCCCCCCCCCCACCCCCCCCCCCCCCCACCCCCCCCCCCCCCCACCCCCCCCCCCCCCCACCCCCCCCCCCCCCCACCCCCCCCCCCCCCCACCCCCCCCCCCCCCCACCCCCCCCCCCCCCCACCCCCCCCCCCCCCCACCCCCCCCCCCCCCCACCCCCCCCCCCCCCCACCCCCCCCCCCCCCCACCCCCCCCCCCCCCCACCCCCCCCCCCCCCCACCCCCCCCCCCCCCCACCCCCCCCCCCCCCCACCCCCCCCCCCCCCCACCCCCCCCCCCCCCCACCCCCCCCCCCCCCCACCCCCCCCCCCCCCCACCC
Sphaerodactylus townsendi is the source of this 1500-nucleotide messenger RNA. Its product is annotated as basic proline-rich protein-like. The transcript has a single exon. Lineage: Eukaryota; Metazoa; Chordata; Lepidosauria; Squamata; Sphaerodactylidae. The annotation marks the transcript as partial. The record is from RefSeq and is a predicted model, not a curated record.